Molecule: messenger RNA, 1592 nt
Organism: Verruconis gallopava
Lineage: Eukaryota; Fungi; Ascomycota; Dothideomycetes; Venturiales; Sympoventuriaceae
Exons: 2
Coding region: 173-1345 (390 amino acids)
Biological process (GO): protein import into peroxisome membrane
Cellular component (GO): peroxisome; peroxisomal membrane
Source: RefSeq, a predicted model, not a curated record
CGCAUGUGCGCUUGACCCUCGGCACUGCGGUAACGAUCUCAGUGUGCGCCUCUCUGCUGGAUCUUCAUGCACAAUUCUUGCCCGUCUCAACCCUGAAUUGUGCUUUUGUUCGACGUGCGGGCUCGAAAGGAUUGCAUUUGAUCACAACACGCCCUUUCUCGCUCCGCACACGAUGGCCACCGAGCAGCCCAAAGAGGCGGGUCCACCUCAGGAAUCCCCGCCUUCUGCGGAAGCCAAAGCAGCCGAGCCAGAGCCAGCGGCGGCCAUGACGCCUUCAGCAGCAGCGGCCGCACCGCCGAAGCCUGCAGUUCCAGACACGUCUCCUGCACCUGCGAGCGCGGUGGAGGACGCUCCGGACCCGGACGAAGAUGAUCUCGACGACCUCGAUGACGUGUUGGACGAGUUUGCCGCUACGAACCUGAACAAGGCCAACGCUCCCACAUCUUCAGGUCCGGGCCGGCCAGCGCCUGCGUCCGCGUCUUCUGCAUCUGCGCCCAUGGCUGGUCCGUUCCCGGGUGUGGGAGGAGCGGGACCCGGGGGUCUGUUCGCCGACGACGAGGAGUUCGCCAAGUCGCUGCAGGCGGGCAUGGCAGAGCUUCUGGGGGAGUUUGGCAGCAACCCGGAGAUGGCGAAGCAGUUCGAAGACCUGGUCAAGGAGCUGGGCGAGGGCAUGGGCGCUGCCGCUGGCGAGAUGGGCGUGCCACCGGAGGUUGCGAAGAACGCUGGUGCGACCUCCGCAUCGGCUACGAGUGCGCCGGAGACUGCGUCGAGAGACGCCGGAGCUUCCUCUGCGUCGGCGUCCAAGGGCACGGCACAUUCGCAGCCUUCGUUCGAGGACAUGAUCCGCGCAACCAUGGAGCGCAUGUCCGCCUCCUCGGCCGCGGCUGCAGAUGCAGCGUCCCGAUCGGCGGCAAACCCGGAGGAAGACUUCCUAGCCGCCAUGUUGAGAGAACUCGAACGUGAGGGCGGGGCAGGCAUGGGCUCCGACGAGGACUUCAGUCAGAUGCUGAUGGGCAUGAUGGAGCAGUUGACCAACAAGGAAAUCCUGUACGAGCCGAUGAAGGAAUUGCACGACAAAUUCCCCGGAUGGAUGAAGGAGAACAAGGACAAGACCAAAAAGGAGGAUUGGGACCGCUACGUCGAACAGCAGAGGCUCGUCGGCGAGAUUGUGGCCAAGUUCGAGGAGAGCGGGUACAGCGAUGGAAAUGCACAGUACAGAGAGUACAUUGUGGAGAGGAUGCAGCAGAUGCAAGCUGCUGGUUCCCCUCCGCCCGAUCUGGUAGGCGACAUGAAUUCGGCGCAGGAGGCACUUGGUGAUCUUGAAUCCGGCUGCCCCCAGCAAUAGACUCAAGGAAGGAAAAAGAAAGUUAUGGUAGACUGCUAUUUAAUCCGCGAUAGCAACGCAUCCAAUGAUGAUGUGUAUCCUGAAGAUGCUGAGCAAAGCCAGGACAUGUGGAUGAUUAUACCCCCAUCUCUGCCCGUCUACAUCUGCGUUGCAUAAAAAGAGGGGAGUUUCGGAAACCCCGCCAGGGCAAGAAAGGCCCUGUCUAAGAGUAGGAAUUUUGAACAGCAAUCCCAUUCAGUUCCAUCCA